AUGAGUGGUAUUAAUCCUAUCAUCCCAGGCUUCGCACCCGACCCGUCUGUGGUCAGGGUUGGAGAAUGGUUCUUCCUAGUUAACUCGACUUUCCACAUGUUUCCUGGACUCCCCAUCUAUGCAUCGCAAGACCUGGUGAAUUGGAAGCACAUAGGAAAUGCAUUGCACCGUCAAAGCCAGAUGAGUCUCAAGAAGUCCGACACUAAGCUAUACCCUCAAGAAGAUACCGGCGAGGUCCUUCUGGCUACUGGUGGCUUAUAUGCUCCAACUAUCAGGUACCAUAGAGGGAUAUACUACGUUAUCUGUACAAACAUUGUUCAUCCGGCCGAGGGAGCUCCUGAUGUGUCGGAGAACUUUGUCCUAUCUACCAAAGACAUAUGGGCCAACAGUUGGAGUGACCCCGUCUACUUUGAAUUCCAGGGAAUUGACCCUAGCUUGUUGUUCGAUGACGAUGGGAAGGUGUACGUUCACGGAUCUGCGGCACCGGGACCUUUCACGAAGAUCAAUCUCUUUGAGGUGGACUUGGCAACCGGAAAGAAAUUGUCGGACGAACGUACGAUAUGGGGAGGCACUGGCGGCAUCUAUCCUGAAGGUCCGCACAUGUACAAACGAAAUGGCUGGUACUAUCUUCUCAUCUCUGAGGGCGGUACCCACGACAACCACAUGAUUACCAUGGCGAGGUCCCAGGAUAUUUGGGGGCCAUACGAGCCUUGUCCCCAGAAUCCAAUUCUCACAGCUCGAGGCACUGGUGAAUAUAUCCAGUAUACCGGACAUUGCGAGGCUUUUCAAGAUCAAGAUGGAAACUGGUGGGGGGCCUGUCUAGGCGUACGCAAGGACGCCAAGGGCAGGUUCAUCAUGGGAAGAGAGACGUUCCUAACCUCGGGCAACUGGAAUGGAGAUUGGCUAUCUCUUGAUCUCGUCAAGUCCAACAUCGAAACUCUGAGUUCUCGAGAGAAGUUGUCCGACUUACCUCAAAUCGACAAACCGGGCCUGGAUAUUCUGUACAUUCGGGAUGCGGAUUUCAGGCGCUAUCGAUUUGAUGGUCACAAGAAUGGAGACGUGACGCUCAUAGCUGCAAAAACAGAUCUGUCUGCGCCUGAAGAGUCCCCGACGUUCAUGGGCAAGAGACAGAGACGCUUAUGUGGCCAAAGCCUCGUAGACAUCACCCUGUCAGAUAUCGCAGUUUCCGCCGACGUCAAUGUGGGAUUAGCCUGUUAUAAGGAUGAACACCGAUACCUCCGGAUCUUCUACGAUGGCUCGGAUUCGACGGUGGUCUUUGAGGUGGUCAACAAUGCAAAGAAGAUUUCUCAAACCAAACGGACAGCAAUAACGCUCUCUCAGAACACUGGACUGAGCUUCAAACUGCAAUACACGGAAGACCAAUACGAGGCACUCUUCCGCGUUGGUGGGAAAUCUGGAAACCCGGAAUGGUCACUUUUAGAGACAGUGGACACUUUGGUUCUCACGGGCCCAGACUUUGUCGGUCCAGUCAUAGGUGUUUUCGCAGUUGCGGAAACUGACGCUGAAGUUCACUGCACAUCGUUGGUCUUUGACGAACCAUUGGCUCAGAAGCCUCAUUGA
Neoarthrinium moseri is the source of this 1581-nucleotide messenger RNA. RefSeq lists its product as uncharacterized. The record is from RefSeq and is a predicted model, not a curated record. Lineage: Eukaryota; Fungi; Ascomycota; Sordariomycetes; Amphisphaeriales; Apiosporaceae. The transcript is spliced from 2 exons. Gene Ontology annotation, molecular function: hydrolase activity, hydrolyzing O-glycosyl compounds. The coding region runs from base 1 to 1581 and encodes 526 amino acids. Gene Ontology annotation, biological process: carbohydrate metabolic process.